CUUUCGACGAAGCGGAGCAAAGUUCAUUAAAAUGAAAGUUCAACUUUUGGUAACCUUCUGUGUCUUCGUGGUGUCGGCUGUCGCCUUUUCCGAUGAACGCUGUCCACCGUUGGAUGAUCCUGAGGAGCCAACAGUCAUGUUGCCACACCCAGCCUUCUGUGAACUGUUCUUGAUCUGCAGCCACGGAAACGCGGUCGUGAGCGUUUGCCCACCAGGACUGCACUGGAACGACCAGGCGAAGCGCUGCGACUACCCGGAACAAGCAAACUGCGAACAGCCGGGAAUAUUCCCCGAUGCACCAACUCGUGACAACCAAUGUCCGGAGGUGUACGAUCCCGAUCAUAUGGUGUACAUUUCGCACGAGUCGGAGUGCGGUAAAUAUUACAUCUGCGAUCCCUACGGUGUUCCGCUGUUGCAGGAGUGUCCGGCCGGAUUGCACUGGAAUCCGCUAGUGAACUACUGUGACUUUCCCGCUAAUGUGCCGUGUAAGCAGUAGACACGUCUCGGUAUCGAGUGGGAACUGAAGUGUCCUAGUGAUCUCAGUAUAAAUUAAUAAACUGUUAUGUAAA
This is a messenger RNA of Anopheles coustani, 569 nucleotides long. Its product is annotated as peritrophin-1-like. The record is from RefSeq and is a predicted model, not a curated record. Gene Ontology annotation, cellular component: extracellular region. Gene Ontology annotation, molecular function: chitin binding. The transcript has 2 exons. Lineage: Eukaryota; Metazoa; Arthropoda; Insecta; Diptera; Culicidae. Bases 32 to 496 code for a protein of 154 amino acids.